UUAAUCACUUCCUAUACAUACUAAAGAGCGGAAAAGAGAAUAAGAACUAUGUCUCGAAGAUUCGUGUCUUUGAGUUUUGGAAUCAGCUGGAGGAAGAUAAGCCAUUGAACAGUAUAACAGUGGACAUGGCGUCUUCCGGUUCACAGGAUAAAGAUACCGGUUCACAGGAUAAAGAUACCGGUUCACAGGAUAAAGAUAUCGCAUUUGCACAAGAUCUGCUGCCAUGUACCCUCUGCAGUAACAAUGUAGAACUUGUCUGCAAAUCGUGUGGUGUCGAUUUGUGUGGUAACUGUGCUGGUCCACAUAUGCUCUCGGAGCCUGAGAAGAAACAUGAUAUUAUAAAAUAUGACCAAAAAUACCUGACAACCCCUAGACCAUUAUGUCCUAACCAUACGGAUCAGAUCUGCGAUCUCUUUUGUCAAAAAUGCGAUGUUCCUGUAUGCGCUAAAUGCAUUGCUAACAAGUCUCAUUUCAAUCACAGUAUGGUGGAAAUUUCAGAUGUUUACGACGAGAAAUUUAACUUCAUAAUUCAAGAAACGAAGCUCUUGGAGGAAACUUUAGUACCCAAAUAUGAUGAAAUCAUCGAUGGACUGAAGAGGCAUACAACAGAAGUACCAAUAAGAAAUUCCGUAUUAAAGGGAGAACUUAGAGAUCAUGGCGAGAAAUUACAAAGACUGAUUCAAGGGACUAUUGACAAAUAUAUCGAUAGCAUUGAAGCAACCGAAAAACAAGAUCUCUCUCAUCUGAAAGACAACUUAUCCAGGUUUGAAAAUGUAUUAGGAGAAAUGCAUCAAGCUAUACAACGAAAUAAAGAAAUGCUCAGAUCAAAGAAUACCCAGAUGUUCGGCUAUCGGCCUGUGGUAGAGAAGUUUCAAAGAGUUCCGCCACGCGUAAGCGUAACGUUUGCUUCUUUUUUACCAGGCGCUAUCGAUAAAACACAAUUUCUAGGAAGCAUUGGAGUCCUGACUUCAUCAGCUACAAAGGAGGAAGGUGAAUACAUCAUUCCACUGAUGGAUCACCUCUCGAUGGUUCAGUCUCACUACAGAGAGGUGCUACCAAGAUCCGUCAUUACUGCAACAGCGGACACCACCUACAAUGAGCUCUUCAAAAUAAGUUGGCUGAAAUUAGAUGAGGCAUGGAUAAGUGGAAACGACAAAACAAUAACAAGAGUCAACAGCAAAGGAUCGGUUCUAGAGAAGAUUGCCACUAAGUCUGGCCGUUCCACCAAUGGCCUGGUAGUUUGGAAAAACGCAGAUUUGCUGUACAUUGAUUGCUAUGAUAAAAAGGUUGUAAUGGUGAAGAACAAGAAAAUGACUACACUUAUCAAAACUGACUGGAAACCGACGGAGAUUAGCUGCACACUAUCUGGAGAUAUUUUAAUCUCUCUGUGGAAUAACCUAUCUGGAGAUGAUAAAAGAUUCAAAAUCUUACGAUAUUCUAGGGAUGGAUUGGAUUUGAAGCAAGAGAUCCGCUAUAGAGAAAAUGGCCAGCCCCUUUUCCAGAGCAAAGGGCCUCACUGCGCCAUCCCUACCGCCGAAAACAGGAACGGUGAUAUCUGUGCUGCCGACUGGAACGCAGGUGUCCUACUUCUGUUGAACAAGAUCGGAAAAUUAAAGUUAAAAUAUACCGGUUUACAAAGCGUAGUGUUUGAUCCAAGGUAUAUAGCUACGGACAGCCAGGGACAUAUUUUGGUAUCGGACUAUGACAAUAACUGUGUGCACAUACUGAAUGAAGCUGGACAUCUUGUAUCUCUCAUUGAAUAUCUAAGAAGACCCGAGGGCAUAAGCAUUGAUGACCAAGACAAUCUGUGGCUGGUGGAGAGAGGGGGGAAACUCAAAGUCAUUAAAUACUUGGAGUGAAUUUCAGACCGGAAACAUUCGUGAUUUUCUUAGAAUCGGUUCGAUGAAUAUUCACCGAGAUUCAUUUGGAGGAUAUUUCUGUAAUUGAUGAUAAAUUUAAUUACUGGUAAUAAAUACAUGUACUUAA
Molecule: messenger RNA, 1986 nt
Organism: Ostrea edulis (European flat oyster)
Lineage: Eukaryota; Metazoa; Mollusca; Bivalvia; Ostreida; Ostreidae
Exons: 3
Coding region: 126-1859 (577 amino acids)
Biological process (GO): positive regulation of DNA-templated transcription
Cellular component (GO): chromatin; nucleoplasm
Molecular function (GO): ubiquitin-protein transferase activity; protein binding; zinc ion binding
Source: RefSeq, a predicted model, not a curated record